This is a messenger RNA of Hevea brasiliensis (rubber tree), 1490 nucleotides long. RefSeq lists its product as uncharacterized. Lineage: Eukaryota; Viridiplantae; Streptophyta; Magnoliopsida; Malpighiales; Euphorbiaceae. The record is from RefSeq and is a predicted model, not a curated record. Gene Ontology annotation, cellular component: nucleolus; U12-type spliceosomal complex. Gene Ontology annotation, molecular function: RNA binding. The transcript has 8 exons. Gene Ontology annotation, biological process: positive regulation of mRNA splicing, via spliceosome. The coding region runs from base 130 to 1257 and encodes 375 amino acids.
CUCGACCUUACUGCUUUGGGGUGUUUUAAAGAAACCACCCGCCUAGCUGCAAACCUCCACCGUGACUCCUCCGCUGACGUGAACAGCUUACUGGCCCGCCCAACUUUGCUACUUUAGCUAGACGUAAUAAUGACCACUCGAAUUGCUCCAGGAGUGGGAGCGAAUUUGCUAGGCCAACACUCGGCUGAGAGGAAUCAGGAUGCCACUGCUUACGUCGGCAAUCUUGAUCCUCAGGUGACUGAGGAAUUGCUGUGGGAGUUAUUUGUUCAAGCAGGCCCUGUUGUUAAUGUGUAUGUUCCAAAGGAUAGAGUAACAAAUCUUCACCAAGGAUAUGGAUUCGUCGAAUUCCGGAGCGAAGAAGAUGCUGACUAUGCAAUUAAAGUUUUGAAUAUGAUCAAGCUUUACGGGAAGCCAAUACGUGUAAAUAAGGCGUCGCAAGAUAAGAAGAGCUUGGAUGUAGGAGCGAACCUCUUCAUCGGAAACCUUGACCCUGAUGUUGAUGAGAAACUUCUGCAUGAUACUUUCAGUGCUUUUGGAGUUAUAGUUGCAAAUCCCAAGAUAAUGAGAGAUCCUGAUACUGGAAAUUCACGUGGAUUUGGUUUCAUCAGCUAUGAUUCUUUUGAGGCAUCUGAUGCAGCAAUUGAGGCAAUGAACGGUCAGUAUCUUUGCAACCGUCAGAUAACAGUUUCAUAUGCAUAUAAGAAAGAUACUAAAGGAGAGCGCCAUGGUACCCCAGCAGAGAGAGUUUUGGCUGCAAGCAAUCCGAGUUCCCAAAAGAGCAGGCCGCACACUUUGUUUGCCAGUGGGCCUCCAACUCUUCCAAGCAUGCCUCAAGCCAAUGGUACAGUUGGUGCACCAGUUCCUCCACGCCCAUUUGCAAAUGGUGCUGUUGCUCCAGCUCCAAUUCCAGCACUCCGCCCACCACCCCCACCAAAUGCAGCCUUCCCUGCAAUGCAGGUAGCUGGACAACCAGCUUGGCAGGCUCAGCCCCCACAGCCAGGUCAAACGAUGGCGCCACUAGGUAUUCCUCCACCUCCAAUGCAAUUCAGGCCACCACCUCCAAACAUGCCACCUCCCCAGGCAGCUCAAGUCCUCCAAAGGCCUCCCCCACAGCAAAUGGGAAUGGGAAUCCAACCACAAGUGUGGCGGCAGCCACCACCUCCACAGCAGUUGGUUGGUGGACUCCUAACGCAACAAAUGAUGAUGCAACCACCUCCCCCACCCAAUGCACCUCCACCACCACCUCCAUCAAGUUGAAGAUUAGAGCAGUUAUUCCUUAUGCUGUCCAUAACACCAGCUGUUAUCUUAGGUGUUUCUUGUAUCAUCUGUUGCUUCAAUUUGGACAAUAAUAUGCUAUAAUCAUCCUUGAAUGAGCUGAUAUGACGGAAUGUUUUGAUUUUUGAGACGGAACUUUACAUGCUUCAACUUCAUAUUAUUUAAGUUGUAUCUAGAUGUUUUAUUUAUUUAGUUAUUUAUUUAGUUUUUGACUA